AAGUUUGUCACAGUUGAGUCACUAUUUACCAAAACAAAUAGAUCAGAGAGUAAAUGUGAUUUCAAAAGUAGAUCAUUCUUUUUUUCUAAUUUUCUGCCAGAAAUAACAAAUACUACUACUGAUAAUACUACCACAUCUACUGCUCCUACUACUAAUGAUUCUAUUGGUUUUAUACUAUUUAUUAUAUUUAUCAUUCUUUUUGUUUAUUUUUGAGACAUUUCCUUUACAAGAGAGACCUGGCCAAAACAGCAAUGCAGACUAGUUAACACAGAGUCAAAAAACAAAAAACAUUCACAUACGGUAGAGCAUAAUAACACCGGACCAGAGAGGCUUCAAGGGGAGAACUUCAACCUUUAUUUCUUAUUCAUAAAACAUGUUUCUGUGUGGUGUUUAAAUGCCUGGUGAGAAGUCAGUGUUUCCAAAUGAAGUUUGUCAUGUAAAUUGCUCCAUGCUUUGGAACCUCAGCUGUAGUGUGAAUACCAAUUGUGAAUAUUAUAAUGUCUUACUGUGUUUGAGAGUAAGUACCUUAUACAAUCUACCGUAUCUACCUGCGCUCCUUGUAUCAGUGUAUUUUUCUAUGGAGGUUAUUUUGUGACUUUGCUGUACAUUUAGGAGCAGUUUCAGUCAUUGCAGGAAACCAUCACCUCCACUAGGUGUCAUCCUGCUCCUCCUGACCUCAGUCAGAGGCGAUGGAAUUCCUGGGUCCUCCCUCUCCUCCAGGGUGUGAUGAUGCACAGGUUUCUGAGGUUAAACGAUGGCCAAUGCAGGUAUGCAGCUUCUCGGCUUCACGCUGGCCUUCCUGGGCUUCAUUGGCACAAUAGCAUCCACUGUUAUGGUAGAAUGGAAAGCUUCGUCCUAUGCAGGAGACAACAUCAUCACAGCUCAGGCGAUGUUUGAAGGGCUGUGGAAGAGCUGUGUAUCUCAGAGCACUGGUCAAAUUCAGUGUAAAGUGUAUGAUUCACUUCUCCAGCUACCAGGGAUUGUACAAGGCACACGAGGGUUGAUGCUGGCCUCCGUCUUGCUGAGCUUUAUUUCUAUCAUGGUGGAGGUGGUGGGCAUGAGGUGCACCACCUGUAUGGCACAAGACCCGAAGCAGAAGGACAAAGUGGCUCUAGCUGGAGGGGUUAUCUUCAUUAUCGCCGGUCUGCUUGCUCUGGUGGGAACAUCUUGGUAUGGCCACAGAAUAGCACAGGAAUUCUACAACCCAUUGACUCCCACUAAUUCCAGGUAUGAAUUUGGAAGUGCCCUGUAUGUUGGAUGGGGAGCUGCCUGUCUCACUGUUAUUGGAGGAAGCUUCUUCUGCUGCAUCUGCUCCAACGAGGGCUCAGGGAAAUCUCCGCGCUACCCACCGUCCAGAUCUGCAGGACAGCCGGGCAGGGACUACGUCUGAGACAAUCACUGCAUCCAGAACGCUGUCUUACACAUGUCAUUCACAUUUGUUUGAUGUUUAGCAACAUGUAUGUUUUCAAGUGUUAUAUUUGGUGUAUGUUUAUAAUUGUUGGGAAAUAGACUCCAUUCUUUGGUCGAAAAUGUCACAUGAAAUUAAAUAUUAUACAUAUAAAAUAUCUUUUGAUGCAGUAAUAAAACCCUUAUUACUUCCCUA
Messenger RNA from Dicentrarchus labrax (European seabass), 1603 nucleotides. It is a transcript of the gene cldn1, whose product is annotated as claudin 1. The coding region runs from base 755 to 1390 and encodes 211 amino acids. The record is from RefSeq and is a predicted model, not a curated record. The transcript is spliced from 5 exons. Gene Ontology annotation, cellular component: plasma membrane; bicellular tight junction. Lineage: Eukaryota; Metazoa; Chordata; Actinopteri; Moronidae. Gene Ontology annotation, molecular function: structural molecule activity. Gene Ontology annotation, biological process: cell adhesion; bicellular tight junction assembly.